Messenger RNA from Paramuricea clavata, 588 nucleotides. The record is from the annotation of a GenBank genome assembly. NCBI's taxonomy places the organism in Eukaryota, Metazoa, Cnidaria, Anthozoa, Malacalcyonacea, Plexauridae.
AUGAAUAACCUCGAAUUAUUAAUUAAGAAGUUAGAAGUACUGGAUAUUGAAAUUAAUAUUAUAGGUGAUUUUAACUUUGAUGUAGGUGCUUCUCCCCCUAAUGCACCUACUAAGCAUUUCUUGGAUCUCUGCAACUUAUACCAGUACCAUCAACUUAUUAAAGAGCCUACUCGAAUAACCGAACGCUCUUCAACUACAAUUGAUUUAUUUAUUACUAAUAAUCCAACAAUGUAUGUGAAAUCUGGAGUUUGCCACAUUGGUAUUAGUGACCAUUCACUUGUAUAUGCAAUUCGUAAACUUUGUGUAUCAACGCAAAUUCAUUCAUUUCAACGCAAAUUCAUUUAGAUAUGAUCUCAGCUUAGCCCCGUGGCAUAUCAUUGAGGAGUACGAAAAUGAUCCAAAUCUCGCUUGGGAUGCUUGGAAAACUAUAUUCCUGAAAAUAUCUGAUAUUCAUGCACCCAAACGGAGUAGAAAAAUUCGAAAUAAGCACUCUCCUUGGUUAACCCCAGAACUUAAGAAAUUGAUGUUUGAGAAGGACCGACUGAAAAGAAUAGCAAGUAAACAUGAUACUGAACAUAACUGGUCCAA